AUGGAGGCGUUCCUACAAGCAGGGGCCCCAGCGUACCUCCUUGAUGUCAUCGAGUUCAUCAGUCUGCAUUACCUCUCCCGGUUCGUUCCAGACUGCUGCGGUUCGCUUCAAACGUCCGUGCAGGAGGCCGAGUCCAGCGUUGAAAAGGUGCAAGCCUUUUUGUUAUUGGCCAUUGUGCUGCACGGACGACAACAGCCGGAUGAAGCCAAGUCCUGCCUGGCGCAGGCCAUCCAACUCAGCCUGGAACUGGGCCUUCAUCGCCGGGAGAUCUCCGACGCCAUGAGCCUGCAGAAUCCAGUUCAAGCGGAAUCUCUGCGACGCACCUGGUGGGAAAUCGUGGUUGUGGAUGUCUUACUGGCUGCGGUGCAGCUGGAUGGCGUCUUGCAGUUCCACAUGACCGAGACCCCCGACGUGCCUCUGCCAUGCGAGCAGGAGGAAUACCAGCAGGGCUGUAUAGGAGUACAGAUGUAUACAAUGGCCAACCUGGAGCGUCGCAGCCUUCUUUGCGACAGCCAGUUCUCCUCCUUUGCAUACCGGGUUGAAGCGGCCCUGCUGCUUCGGAAAUGUCUGCUGGCAGGCGAGACGCAUAUCUCCCAGGAAGCAUUGGACAGCCUGAGCGCAACCAUAACUGGCUGGUUCCAUCGGUUGCCAAAAUCCAAGCGUGCCAUUCUCCAUCCGAUGGGGGAGGUAGACGAGAUGAUGCUGCAGGCCGCGGCCCUCGUCCACUGCGCCUCUAUCUACCUCCAUUUCCCCCGGUCCUCCCUCCUACCCUUUCUCCCCAUCAGCGGUCGCAUUUUCUGCUCGCAGCCCCCUGUCUUUUCGUCCACCUCGCUCGAUCCGCAGAUGCACACGGCCAAGGUAGCGGCCGGUUCAGUGAAUCUCUCCAAGUUGGCGUCGUUAUCGACAGCGGUCGCCAAUCACACCCCAUUCUUCGCCUGUGUUCUCAAUCUAAGCUCAAUUCUCCAAGUCGCCUUGCUUGCAGCGGAAUGUCUGCCGUUGUCAGCUGUCAACCAACCUUACCUCUCACUGAAUAUUGGCGUGCUUCUGUCCAUGGGUGACACCUGGCCCAUUGCUGGCAGCUCCAUGCAACGUAUCCGGGAGAUCGUCAUGGAAAUACAGGCUGCAGCUCCAUGCAGUUCCAGGCAACUUUUGGACACAUUCCCUCUCACUGCAUAG
Aspergillus lentulus is the source of this 1176-nucleotide messenger RNA. Its product is annotated as fungal specific transcription factor domain-containing protein. Gene Ontology annotation, biological process: DNA-templated transcription. NCBI's taxonomy places the organism in Eukaryota, Fungi, Ascomycota, Eurotiomycetes, Eurotiales, Aspergillaceae. The record is from RefSeq and is a predicted model, not a curated record. Gene Ontology annotation, molecular function: DNA binding; zinc ion binding.